Calidris pugnax (ruff) is the source of this 774-nucleotide messenger RNA. It is a transcript of the gene CCDC172, whose product is annotated as coiled-coil domain containing 172. Gene Ontology annotation, cellular component: cytoplasm. The transcript is spliced from 8 exons. The record is from RefSeq and is a predicted model, not a curated record. The coding region runs from base 1 to 774 and encodes 257 amino acids. NCBI's taxonomy places the organism in Eukaryota, Metazoa, Chordata, Aves, Charadriiformes, Scolopacidae.
AUGAACCUGGAUGCUUUGUUCCAUCAAAUACAGCUCACAGAGAAGCAGGCGGGGGAGAAGAGGCGCCUCAUCCAACAAGCUAAAUUCGACAUAAACAGAAGUUAUGAAAAAAUUAACCAAAUAAAAGAAGAGCUGAGCACUGCAAAAAUGAAAUUAGAAACGAAGGUUCAGCAUCUGUCUGAAAAAAGGUUCUACUUAGAAGUGCUGAAGAAACGUGAAGACAGCUUAGAAAAACAGAAAUCUGAACUAAUUAAUCAAAAAAGUCAUCUUCUUAAAAUCUUCACAGAUGUAAAGAGAAAAAUGACUGAAGAGGAAGACAAUUUUACUAGAGAAGUAACAGAGUUUAAUAAUGAGUAUGGACUAACAAGUAAUAGAGAUCUUCUGAUUAAAAAAAAAGUAAAGACUGAAAUAAAUGAUUUAGAGAAUGAGGCAGCUCUGUUGAAAAAUGAAAUGGAGUCAAUGGAACAUAAAAAUGUUCAGUUAAAUGCACUGCAGCUGCAGAAGAGUGAAUUAAAGCAGGAUUUAUUUACCCUCCAAAGUGAGCUCAAAGAUCUUGAGAAAGUAAUCAGAGAGGCUGAAAGAAUGACAAAAGAUUUGGAAGCAGAAAAAGUCCAAGUCAGUAAAAAGCCUCAGACUGAUCCUGAAUGUUUAAGGCUUAAGAAAGAAUUGGAAAAUUGCAAAGAUGAUGAUUGGGAAAGUAUCUGUGAGACUCUUCGAACAGAAAUUGAAAUUCUGCAAAUGAAUCUAUCACAAAAAAAGUCUUCAGACAAGUGA